Molecule: messenger RNA, 6318 nt
Organism: Fusarium odoratissimum NRRL 54006
Lineage: Eukaryota; Fungi; Ascomycota; Sordariomycetes; Hypocreales; Nectriaceae
Exons: 2
Coding region: 1-6318 (2105 amino acids)
Molecular function (GO): protein binding
Source: RefSeq, a predicted model, not a curated record
AUGAGCUUCACAUCUCCCACCGGACAGUUCAAGCCCUACCAGGCCUUCGGCUCUGGGUCUUCAUCGACAAAACCACCAGCUCAGUCUUUCUCAUCAAGAGUUGACUUUAGCGACCAAUCAUACGAUAUGCCUUACUUUGCAGGUUCUGGUGUUUCUGUAUCCAACCCUCAGACAAACUAUGCGAGCACUGCGCCGAAACAGCCUGUCGCCGACGCUCCGCGAGGCUUUACACUGAAGCAAUUAUCAGACGCCCCAAAGACAAAGAGCUUUGACAAGAAGGGACUCUCCAACAUUCCAAAUACUUCUCAACAAGCUCAGCCUUCGCAACCUCUCAAGGCCAAGAUAGAUUACACAGAAUUCCUUAAGAGCCUUGAGUUUCCCUCGAUCGCCGACAGCAAGAUUGGCCACGGCUCUGGAGAUCUUGGUAAAAGUCAAUGGUUGGUUCAAGAAGCUCUCUUCACCAAAUGGAGGACUUCCAACGGGCUGCUUUGGCUGAGAGGUUCAGAAGGGAGUGGAAAGUCAACCUUGAUGAAACAGGCUCUUGAGUCGUGCCAGGGGCCAAGUUCAAUUCACUUGACCUACUCUUUCUUUCCUUCAGGAGACGAGACCAGAACACGUCUAGGACUAUUCAAGUCCCUCCUACGCCAACUAGUCCCUCAGGCACCAGAGGCCUUCAAAGGCAUCAAGGACAGGUUUGAGAAGAUCCAGUCUUGCUUACCUCCCAAACAACAAGUAGCCUGGAACGCGCAAGAACUCUUGGAUGAACUAAUCAAAGUUCUUCCAAAGAUCCUCAGAACCCAUUCGGUCUCCAUCUAUGUCGAUGGUCUCAAUUACUCGGAAGGCGAAACGGCUCCCAAGCUUGUGCAAGACUUUUCCAAGUUGAUCGAAAAGUCUCAGAUUCCCACCAAGGAUCCCGCGACAACUCAUGGACUAAGAAUCAUCUUUUCCAGCACACCUUAUCCUAUGAAAGAUCCUUUUCCUAGAUUGUGUAUUCAAGUUGACGAAAAGAAUGGACCAAGUUUGAGAAGGUAUUUGGAAGCACAGCUCUCCAAUAUUGACCUCAAUACACAACGGUUGGUCUCAACUAAGGCCGGCUCUUCUUUCAUCUCGGCUCGUUUGAUCGUCAAUCACAUCAAGCUCUUCGGACCUGGGCAGUCAUCUCUUGUUCAACAGCCAUCGCCUACACCCGCGCCAAUCUCUUUCUUGCUCGGCGCUUACUUCCAGGACAUGGCACACCAGGGGAGCAAUGGUCUCCUUUCACUCUUUAAAUGGUGUUGCUUGUCAUCGGGGCCACUUAGUCUGCCUGAUCUUCGGGUCGUUUUGGCUCUCGAUGCCCUCCCUAAAUUUGGUUCCAUCAAGGAAUUGUCACAGAUGGAGUACUUUACUCGAUUUGGUUCUGAUGAGAGUUUUCAAUCCUGGAUCAAGACUACUUCUUGGGGUCUUCUUGAAGCUGUGACUGUGGGUGGUCAGAAAGUUGUGAAGCCUAUGCAUGACAGCGUGUCGGAUUUCUUUAUCUCGAAGGGGUUGGACAUCCUUUCUUACAAAGCUCAGGCUGCAGGCACCACAACCUCUCCUCUUCAGCAGGCUCAUCAUUCCAUCGCCACUUGCCUCCUGCGAUACCUCGCAAUCCUGUCCAAGGAACCAAGAUGGGAGUCGAUGACUCGCACAGACCCAACACUCCGACUCGCCGGAUACGCUGGGGCUAGCUGGUCUUAUCACAUCACUUCUGCAGGCUUGGGAAAACCAGAAGCCUCGAAGAUCCUGAAGAUUUUGGGUUGGCCAUCGGAUCAAACACUCAAUGUCUUGGUCAAGCUUGGCCUUGGCGGUCUCCAGGGGACACUCUGGACUCACCUAUUUGCCAUUUAUGGCCAUGCUCACUUACUUUCAGUCGCUACUAGAAAAGCUGGAAAUGAUGUCCUUGACGUCCAGGAUCGCCAAAAGAGGACGCCUUUACACCUGGCUGCUCUUCAUGGCCACUCAACUGUAUCAAAGCAACUUCUCAAGUCGGGAGCAAAGACAAAUGGCCAAGCAGUUAGCGGGGAUACAGCCCUUCACUUUGCGGUCCUUCAAGGUCACCAAAGUAUCAUGAAAUACCUGCUUGAGCGUGACCCGAAUUUGGUCUCUGUAGCAGAUGGUCAAUCGCACACGCCACUGUUUUCAGCCGUCUUUCGUGGAAGCUCGUCUGCAGUGAGGCUUUUGCUUGAUAAAAGAGCUGAUCUCAGGGCUCUUGACACAUAUGGCAACUCUGUCCUACAUCAUGCUGUGAAUACAGAAAAGUCCAGUGUCAUAAAGUUGCUUCUGGAUAGUGGCUCAGACGUCAAUCGACAGAAUGCACAGGGUCGUACCCCUCUACAUCUUGCCAUUGUUGGAGAUCAUUCUUCUGCUGUCAAGGCAUUACUUGAGAGAUAUUCUCGAACAGAUAUUGCAGAUAAUCUCGGCAGAAGAGCUCUCCACGAGGCGGUUUUGUCAGGGAACAAGGCUUGUACGCAACUUCUCUUGAAGCACAGAGUGGCUGUUGAUGCAAGGGAUAACGACGGCCAGACGGCGUUAGUAUAUGCUAUUCAAGGCCGCCACGGGAGCCUCUUGAAGCUUUUGCUCGAAGGAGGUAUUGAUAUCAAUGCCAUGGACAAGUAUGGUUUCACCAUGAUCAUGGUUGCUGUUAAAGCGUCUGACGAGAAACUCACCCGAAUCCUAUUGGAAAAGAAUCCGGAUCUUGAUCGACUAAGUCGUGAAGGACACACCGUCGCUUUCUAUGCCAUUUUCAGAGGGAAAGCAGUAUCUUUUCUGUCCAAAGAAGAACAAUCGAUCGCUUCGUUGCUCUUCAGACGCUAUCAGAAAAGGUAUAAGGUUUGGCAUCCUGAGUGGAAGGAGUGUCAACAAGAGUUCAUGGCCAAACAUGGGAAGAAGAAAGACGCAAGCAGUAAGAUGAAGAAUAAAGUCAAACCUUCCAAGGUUAAGAAUGCCCCCCUGACAUCAAACACCGAUGCUGCUUCAAAGCCUCCCAAGUCUCGAAGAUCCUCCAAGGUUCCGGCCAAUAUCGUCUCAAAGACACCCAGUAGUGUCCCUAAAGCCCGAGCUGAUGAACUUAAGAGACCUCAAGAGGCUCAAGGACCUCCUAAGCCUGCACCGCAGAAUGAAAUGACAGGAAAGCCCCAGAGCCAGGGUCAGAGCCAAAGUCGGCCUCAGGCGACGGCAAACACAUCCGCUCCUUUAGCCCCUAGCAACUCAGUGCCGAAGGUCUCUACGGGAGUGCAAGGAAACCAGAUGACUACCCUCAGUAGCUCUAUGGUAGCAUCAGUAAAGCCAGGGACGCAGCAAUCUAGACCACUUUCCUCCUUCGCGAGUUACCAACCUCCUCGGAUCCCCAGCGGGAGUGGAAGUGGAAGUGGAAGUGGAAGUGUUUCAGAUGCCAAAGCCAAGGAACAGUCUUCAAAGCUUCCCCAAGCUCCUUAUCAUGGUGGCCCCUCUUCUACUUCUGUUCCGGCGAAAGCGCCCAUGGUACAGAGAGGAAGUUGGGAUAUUUACAGUUCCCUAGCAUCAGGCUCUCCAGCACCUGCUCAGACCGUACAGUCUCAGAAGGCGUAUGUUCCAUAUCCUGGUACGCCCCAAACAAGCCCGGGAGCAAGUCCGGCUUCAGCCCAGUGCUUCCAAACGUUCCAACCAUUUUCAUCCGUCCAAGCCCAAAAGACUUCUUCACCCACAGCCCCAGUGCCUUCGAGUCAGUUUGAGAAGAGGUAUUCGGUACCCUCACUUAACUCUUGGGGGCAGCCUGGAAUUAGCGGUUCUGCCUCUGCCUCUCCAGCUAGCCAGAAUGCACCAGCACAAGCAUAUCAAGCAUUUGGAGCCACGUCCCAAAAGCCGAAUAUGACACAGCAACAGAUUAAUGCACCUUAUCAGAAGCCUGCAAAUCCAGUACCUGCAGCCAAACCUCAUAUGCCUCAGGUAAUACGCAAACCUGUCGGAGGAAAGCCUGCUAUGCAAGCAGCGGCUGAGAAGCCCACUCAACAAUCUUCGUUUCUUCCGUGGCAACAACCGCAAGCUCCAGCAGGAGCAAAGUCUCCUCCGGUACCAAUCCAGGCACAAGUUGGUACGACACAGUCCUGGCUGAGCAAGCCGCAUAUCCCUGCCGGCCCAGCACAGACUCCCACGAGCAAGUCACAAGCUCCAACAAGUACGACGCAGUCUAUGCCAGGGAAGAGUCCAGGUCCAAGUGGUGCAAGUGUUCCAGUGCCAUAUCUACCAAACAAGGCUCCAGCUUCUACUGGGACGUCACAGCCUGCACCUACCAAGGACCAAGUUCAUCCUGUGACAGUACAAGCUCCACCAGGAAAGCCUCCAGCUCAAGGUGGUAUGCCUCCAAGAAAACCUCAAGCGGCUCCUGGGGUAGUACAGCCCCAGAUGUCCAAGCCCCAAGGACAAGCUCAGGCUCAUCCGCCGAGUGGAAACACAGCCCCUGUACCACACAAGGCUCAAGCUCCUCCCGGAGAAACACAACCUCAAGUUGCCAAACCAGCAGCAGUACCACCCAAGUCUCAAACACCGACUGGAGCAGUACAACCCCAAACAGCCAAACCUCAGGCACAAAAUGUUAAAGCAGAGCCCCAAGCACACAAGGUGCAGGGUCCCCCAGGAACUUCGCAGACUCCAUCAGGAAAGUCUCAGGGUCAGGGAGGUUUACUUUCACAGAAACCUCAAGUAUUUACUUCAAAAGUUCAGAGUCAACCAACAAAGCCUUCAGUCCAAGGCGGUACAUCUGCACAGAAGCAGCCUGCAGUCCCGAAGCCUUCUGUCGCAGCCCCUGCAAAGCCUUCUGCUACCUCUACUCAGCCUCAAAAGGCAACGCCCGAUCAGAGAAAGCCUGUCCCAUCACAUACUGGACCAACCCCCGGAGGUGUCAAGUCUCCUACGAGCAUCCUAGUACAGGGGAGUUCUGGCCAGAAACCCAAUCAGUACAUCGACAAGAAUUCCACGAUAUCUCCAGUACCUCAUUAUAGUGAAGCCUUCUUCCGUGGACAAAACGGCGAACAGACGCAAACCUCAACUUUUACGUCAACCAGAGAAUUUACAAACAGCUACGACCCAAACACACAACAGACGGGUACGAGUAGUAUGUCCAGUGGCAAGAUGGCUGCAGCUGCCGGCGUUGGCGUUUUGGCUGGAGCUGGUGGUGGUUAUUUCCUGUCUUCCGAGAUUCGUGAAAAUUACUCUAAUCCAAGCAUCACCGAUGAUAGCAGCUACAUCCACAUGGAUGCAGGUAUGAGCCAGCAAUCUACAUAUGACUCUGAUCGGGAACUGGAAACACAUGUGGAGUUUUCAAAUCAUUCUGAAGAGUUUUCCGAGUCUGAAGACGAAGCCAACUCUACCAACGACAGUGGCUCUGAUGGCUUUUUGUCCGAUGAAGAGUAUGAGCUUUCAGACUCCGAGGUUUCUGGAGGGCAAGCUUCAUCCGAUGAUGAGACCUCGGAUUGGGGAGAGUCAGACGCAGAAUCGAUUCAUGAAGACUCGGACUCUGAUGAAAUUGAUAUGGAUAGCCCAUACAUGUCCGCCGAUUUUACAGAUAGUGAAGCUUCAGAAGCAGGCCAAGCUAGUGCUGGAGAAGUCUCCGAAUCUGACGAGGAAGAGUCUGUUAACAAUGAAUCCGAGGAUGAGCUCGACGAUUCGGUUCAGUCUAUGGGAUUUCAGCACCAGAGUUACGCCGACCAGCAGUAUCAACAUCAAGGGUACUUCAAUGAACAAUACCAACAACCCAUACCUGAAGAACCUGAGUCUGAGGAAGAUGUCCAGCCAAGUUUCCAAUCUCAGUAUCAGCAACAAGGUUAUUUCAAUGGUCAAUAUCAGCAACAGGUAGCUCAGCAAAGCGAGUCAGAAGAGGACGAACCACAAGCUUUUCACCAACAGUAUCAACAGCAAGGUUACUACAAUCAACACAAUCAAGUCGCUGAGCAGAUUGAAUCGGAAGAGGAUGAGCCACAGAAUUUCCAGACCCAGCAGCAACAACAGCAGCAGGGCUACUAUGGUGGGCAUCAGCAAAAUCAAGCGCCUGAACAAAGCGAGUCUGAAGAAGAGCCCUAUCAACAACAGUACCAGCAGCAGGCUUACCAUCGUGGGCAGCAUCAACAACAAGCAACUCAGCAACACGAUUCUGAAGAUGAAGGGCAACAAGUUGGGCACAGAUCUGGUAAUUACGACAGUGACCAAGAGGUUGAGAGUGAUCAAGACAUGAAUAAUGGCUAUAGCAGCGAUGAACAGGAUCAGCAGGCUACCAGUGGACAAUACAGUGGAGGAGGCUGGGGCAACAACUAUGAUUCUGAUUAUUAG